GCGGUGCACGGUAUAUCAACAUAAAUCGAUAUUUUUGACCACUUUUGACGGUUUCGAUGUGAUCAACGAGCACGAGGUCCACGAGGUAUUUGCAAAAUGUAAAAGUUUAUACCAAAGGAAAAGCGAAAGAGCAAAAUAUUUCGUACGAAAGAGAACUGAAAAAGUAAUCUGGAGUGUAAUGAAAAUAUAAGGAGAACGAUUAAUGAUAAGAUGGCAAGAGCAAUUGUAACGUGCCAAAGUUAUGAAUUGAAGACGCUUAAUCUAUAGUUAGAAAAAAGGAAAAAAAAAUUUAUACUAAAUUGUUGAUGUUGAUAAAGUGUUGUGCACGUUGAGUGCUUCGCGUUGUUCCUUUAAAAUUCGCUUUUAAGGAGAAUAAUUUCGCGUGAAAAUGACGGAUCAGACAUACUGUUGGAACACCGAAGUGGGUCACCAAGAUGCAAAGUAUUAUCCGAUUCCUCAAGUGUCCAAUUUUCCUGACUACACUCAGCCUCCCAAUUACAAUUCUUCGUAUUCCUACAACGUGCCUCCUCCCAAUGUAUCAGGUAUUCCUCCUCUUAAUAUACCACCAAACAUUCCUCCGCCCAAUGUGUCAAAUAUCCUUCCUCCUAAUGUAUCGAAUAUCCAUGCCGAUGUUAAUCUACCAAAUUCAAUGUACCAUUUUACGCCUUCUACCUAUCAUAAUGAAGCAGCCAAUUUUCCCACCCAUAUUCCUUACCAGAAUCGAAUGAAUUCACAGUACGGCGAUCAGUAUUACGGCGGAACGGAUACUGCACACGAAUAUAUGAAUGAUAAUUAUGCAAGCUGGAAUGUGAAAUCUGAAAAUGUAUAUAAUGACAAUGCUGGUAACGAUUGGCACUCCAAUAACUUCUCUGCGAGCUGGACAACGUAUCAAAGUACUCCUACUCCGUGCUACAAUACAAGCGGGACAACAUAUAACAAAGAGAGAUUAUGUCCAACGCAGAUGUAUGAAACGUCGCCAAGACUGGAAGAGCCUAAGUGGAAAUACGAUAACAGGGAAAUGCCCAAGCGUGCAAUUAGCAGACCGAGAUCUAGAAGUCCACGUAGUAAGCAAGAAAAAGUGUUCAGAUCACAAUAUCAGAAUCACAGAGACAGAUAUCAUCAGCACAAUAGAGGGACAUCUAGUUCGAGAGACUCCACGUAUGAUAGUAGGCACUUUGAAAGAUCUCCAUCUAAAAAACAUGGAAGUUGUACAUCUCAUUCAGAAGAGUCGUACGUAAGCAGUAAAAGCAGGAAAAGAUCAAAGUCACGGGAGCCUACUUCAACUAGAGACGCUACGCCAACCAACAACAGUAAACGAACAAAGGGUCCUACCGAGAGAGAGAUAUUGUUAGAAAAAUAUAGACGUAAUUAUUGUGCAACGAGUAAGGACAUAAAGCGAAAACUAAAUGAAUUAUCAGCAAUGGGAUCUAAAGGUAUACUUGAAAUUGAGAAAAAGAUUUGGACACGCACAUCGCCAGCGGAUCUUUACUAUGUCAGGGAUGAAAAUAAUCCGAAAAUAAUGAAAAGUACUCCUAAGCUACAAGAAUUGUGUACAACAUUUAAGACAGCGUUGAUAGACAGAGCUGCUGGAGCAAGGGAAUUGCAGCCACCUUAUGAACCACCUCCAAGAAAAACAAGAGCGCGUCUUUGUCGUCAUAAGUCUGAAGCUUGCAGUAGCUCUUCGUCCGAUAGUGAAAAUUCUAUGGAUGAAGAUGAUAGAACAAUGGAAGAGUUAAUGGCAAAGAAACAGCAUCCACAAAGAUUGCAUCCUGAAAUGUGGUUCAACGAUCCUGGAGAAAUGAACGACGGUCCAUUAUGUAGAUGUAGCGCGAAAUCAAGACGCUCGGGUAUAAGACACGGGAUUUAUGCUGGAGAAGGUGCAAUAAACAAGUGUAAUUUAAGUACGAAUAAUGCGGAUAAAUUAUAUCACUAUAGGAUAACGAUCAGUCCGCCGACAAAUUUUCUCACCAAGACACCGACGAUUAUCAAACACGACGAACAUGAAUUUAUAUUUGAAGGCUUCUCUAUGCUUUCUCACUUUCCAUUGGUCAAGUUACCUACGUGCAAAGUUAUUAGAUUUAAUAUUGAAUACACAAUUCUUUACAUAGAAGAGAAAUUGCCGGAAAAUUUUACAAUACAGGAGCUGGACUUCUUUCAAACGUAUUUAUUUAAAGAGAUUUUGGAGCUUGUAGAUUUUGAUCUACACGCUGCACAGGAUAAAUCCGGCUGCGGACAGUUUCAUUUUAUGCCGAGAUUUGUACGUGACUUGACUGACAACGGUCAAGAGGUCCUAUCGAUGAAUGAAGUUCUGAAUUAUUUGAUAAAGAGCAGUACUCUUUUAAUAAAUCCAAACGAUCUAUCUAGAUUGGUGGUGAUGCCACAAUACAAAUGGCAAGAUUUUGCUGACGAGGUAAAGGGAAUGGUCGUGACUUAUCCAGGGAAAAAACCGUGCAGCGUUCGCGUUGAUCAGCUGGAUAGGAAUCAAGAAGACCAAUCCAAUAAGGUAUCGCUUGCUUAUCCCGAGAUAGUUCACUUCGGUAUCCGUCCACCACAGCUUAGCUACGCAGGAAAUGCAGAUUACCAAAAAGCCUGGAGAGAUUACGUGAAAUUUCGACAUCUACUCGCAAACAUGUCGAAACCGUCCUUCGAAGAUAAGAGAAAAUUAGAGGCAAAGGAGAAUAAAUUGCAGGAGUUACGCACCCAGAGCAAAAUGAAGCGAGACGUCACGGUCGACGUCAGCUCCGAAGGAUUUUACAGAACCGGCAUUAUGUGCGAUAUCGUGCAGCACGCGAUGUUGAUACCGGUACUAGUCUGCCACUUGAGGUUCCACAAAUCUCUGGACAAUCUGGAACGCACAUUGGGAUACGAGUUUAAAAACAGGUACCUGCUCCAGCUGGCUCUCACGCAUCCCAGCUACCGUGAGAAUUUCGGCACAAAUCCGGAUCACGCACGAAACUCUCUGACGAAUUGCGGCAUAAGGCAGCCCGAGUACGGCGACCGCAGGAUCCACUAUAUGAACACGCGUAAACGCGGUAUCAACACGUUGAUCAACAUAAUGUCCAGAUUCGGCGCGAAAACGGAAACAGAGUCGUCAAUAGCACACAAUGAACGACUAGAAUUUCUCGGCGACGCGGUCGUCGAGUUUCUCACCUCCAUCCAUCUCUUCCAUAUGUUUCCGGAAUUGGAGGAGGGCGGUUUGGCUACUUACAGAGCGGCGAUCGUGCAAAAUCAGCAUCUCGCCGUGUUGGCGAAAAAACUGAAUCUGGAGGAAUACAUGCUCUAUGCGCACGGUAGUGAUCUCUGCCAUGACUUGGAGCUGAGGCAUGCAAUGGCGAAUUGCUUCGAAGCGUUGAUGGGCUCGCUGUUUCUUGAUGGAGGGAUAGAAGUAGCUGAUCGGGUCUUCGGGGAGACACUCUUCAAAGGUGAAGAAGAUCUUGCCAAAGUUUGGGUGAAUUAUCCACGACAUCCCCUUCAGGAACAGGAACCGACGGGAGAUAGACAGUGGAUUCCCAGCUUCGAACUGUUGCAGAAAUUGACCAAGUUCGAGGAAUCAAUUGGAAUAGAAUUCACUCAUAUCCGUCUUCUUGCUAGAGCGUUUACGGAUCGUAGUAUAGGGUAUACUAAUUUAACAUUAGGAUCUAAUCAACGGCUAGAAUUCCUAGGAGACACUGUGUUGCAGCUUAUCGUUUCUGAAUACUUGUAUAAGUUCUUUCCGGAACAUCAUGAAGGACAUUUAUCGUUGUUACGGAGUUCCCUUGUAAAUAAUAAAACGCAAGCAGUUGUCUGUGACGAUCUCGGUAUGACUCAAUAUGCGCUUUACGGGAAUCCGAAAGCCGAAUUAAAGACAAAAGACAGAGCAGAUUUAUUAGAAGCUUUUCUUGGCGCACUUUAUGUCGAUAAGGGUUUAAAGUAUUGUCACGUGUUUUGUGAUGUAUGCUUCUUCCCACGUUUGCAAGAUUUUAUCAUGAAUCAGGACUGGAAUGAUCCAAAGAGCAAACUACAACAGUGUUGCUUAACUUUAAGAACUAUGGACGGUGGUGAACCAGAUAUUCCCGUGUACAAAGUCAUCGAGUGUAAAGGGCCAACUAAUACAAGAGUUUAUACAGUCGCUGUAUAUUUUCAAGGAAAACGACUGGCUACGGCUUCAGGACAUAGUAUCCAAGAAGCGGAAAUGAACUCUGCCAAAGAAGCUUUAGAAAAAUCACAAGAUUUAUUCCCACAACUCGAUCACCAAAAACGUGUAAUAGCAAAAAGUAUGAAAAUGCAGCAGUGGCCGAAUAAACAGAAAGUAAAAGGAAAGUCUGAGAAAAGGCUCUAUGACAGAUCCGAUGAUUCUGACUGUAGCCAAAGUCGGAGAAGAAGUCGUAGUAGAGAACGUAAUAUCUCGAAAAAAAGAGAGACUUAAUAGUUUUACUAUUUUAUUGUCAAUGUAAUAAAUAUAUACAGAUUUUUAUUU
This is a messenger RNA of Temnothorax curvispinosus, 4456 nucleotides long. It is a transcript of the gene drosha, whose product is annotated as ribonuclease 3. The transcript has 10 exons. Gene Ontology annotation, biological process: regulation of gene expression; rRNA processing; pre-miRNA processing. The record is from RefSeq and is a predicted model, not a curated record. NCBI's taxonomy places the organism in Eukaryota, Metazoa, Arthropoda, Insecta, Hymenoptera, Formicidae. Gene Ontology annotation, molecular function: double-stranded RNA binding; ribonuclease III activity. Bases 389 to 4405 code for a protein of 1338 amino acids. Gene Ontology annotation, cellular component: nucleus.